AUGGUCAAAAAAGGCAGCAAGGUUAGCGUCCCUAGUGCUGAUGGUGACACCAUAAAUAACCACAACCAUGACUUGAGAUACGAAGGAAUGGUGAGUGACAGCGCUGUCAGAGUGGAGAGCGACACCAUUGCAUCCUUGUCAUUUGGAACCCAGGUGCUAGGUGGCGCCAGCUCCAUGGGGGAUGCCCUUGAUAACAGAAGAUGUUGGAUUACUAGAGACACCGAAGAGGGAGGCACCAAAGUGGGAGGCGCCCAAGGAGGAAGGGUCAAGAAGAAGGCGCCCAAGAGGGAGGUGCCCAAGGGAGAGGCACCCAAAGGAGAUGCGACCAAGGGGAGGCGCCCAAGAGGGAAGCACCCAGGAGGGAGGCGCCCAAGAGGAAGGCACCUAGGAGAAGGCAUUGGCUUCAUUAGAGGCAGCACCCUAGGCACAGGCAUCGAUGUAGGCAACGGCUCUUCGGGUUACGAGCACGGGGUCAGUGCCCACAACAUGUCUGAAGGCAGUGAGCUCAUGGAAGACGACGCUGAAUAG
Messenger RNA from Ilex paraguariensis (yerba mate), 528 nucleotides. The record is from the annotation of a GenBank genome assembly. Lineage: Eukaryota; Viridiplantae; Streptophyta; Magnoliopsida; Aquifoliales; Aquifoliaceae.